AUGCGCGCCCGCUUGCGUGGGCUUGGACUUUUGGGGGGGACAUGGAUGGGCCCGACAAGGCGAUCCGAGCGUGAACGAGCCAUGCAGUGGCCAGUCGCCGCAUCCACGGCGCCUGUGAGCAGAGGAGCGUGGGCGUGCGACGUCGGUCUCGCUGCACCGAAAGAAGCAUGGAAAUCUCCCGCUCGCCCAAUGGGUGCGCCUCGCUCCUCCAUGGCCAAUGGGCGGCCCGCAGGUGAGCAGGAUGACAUGGAGGCCAGCGUCGCCAUGGCAGAUUCCCUGGCAGAGGGCGUGCCAGACGUGUGCCGUUCCCUGGCCGAUGACGAAAGAAUACGUAGUCGGCGGCCAAAUGGGCCUGCCUGUGCUAUGCGAGCGGCCAAGUGGGCUGCUCUAAUAGCAAAAUACUGCUACACUACUGCUACUCCAACUGGGAAUACUUACUCGCACUACUACGCAAUUAUCCGUGUAGGGAACUGCACCGCACCGCACUGCACAUCCACCGCCUCUGACAGGCUGCCGUGGGCCAGUUCACGCGUCUUUGGCGACGGCGGUUGCUGGCCUGUUCGGUUUCCGCACGCACAUGCAAGGCCAUGCAGCGGGCAGCUAGCCGCAGUCGCUCAUGUUUGGUACCGAGUGGGCUGGUUUCCCUUGGAGACGGUCUCCAUGGUACGCAUACGGCUACACGCUACACGCUACACGCACCACGCUGAACCACUCCGAGGCCACCCUCUCGUCUCGGCGGCGCGACUCACUCUAGCUGUGGAUGUACACUACUAUCAGGCGGGGGGCGCACGCAAACUCAUCGUUUCACCCCCUCCACCUGCUGCGCUACAGGGAGCACCCAUCCGCCAUGGGUCUGAGCCGCGUCGAGCUAGCCGGUUGCUUCUCUGGCAACGCGCUGCACACGGCGACAUGGACCGGCCUGGUGCAGCCAUCUAAGUAUUAU
Bipolaris sorokiniana ND90Pr is the source of this 943-nucleotide messenger RNA. RefSeq lists its product as uncharacterized. The record is from RefSeq and is a predicted model, not a curated record. NCBI's taxonomy places the organism in Eukaryota, Fungi, Ascomycota, Dothideomycetes, Pleosporales, Pleosporaceae. The coding region runs from base 1 to 936 and encodes 311 amino acids. The transcript has a single exon.